AUGGAUGGCCGAGACUUCGGGCCCCCGCGGUCCGUGCACGGCCCCCCGCCGCCGCUGCUGUCCGGCCUGGCCAUGGAUAGCCACCGCGUGGGCGCCGCCACCGCCGGACGCCUGCCAGCCUCGGGCUUGCCGGGCCCGCUGCCGCCCGGGAAGUACAUGGCCGGCCUCAACCUUCAUCCGCACCCGGCCUUCCGCCCGCCUGCCCGCCACAGCGAGGAGGAAGCCUGGGGCCGGGCAGGGCCCAGAGGCCCUGCUGGCCCAGCGUGGGCCGCAUGGAUGGACCGAGAGGCCACCAUGGCCCUGGGGCCCGAGGGCUUGGCGCCGGAGUCCGGCGAGGCCUUCCUGGGCAGCUUCGUGGCCAGCGGGAUGGGCCCCUCAGCCUCGUCCCACGGGAGCCCGGUGCCCCUGCCCUCUGACCUCUCCUUCCGCUCGCCCACCCCGAGCAACCUGCCCAUGGUGCAGCUGUGGGCAGCCCACGCCCAUGAAGGCUUCUCCCACAUGCCCAGCGGGCUGUGCCCAUCCUACCUCCACCUGAACCACCUGGAGCCCCCUAGCAGUGGGAGCCCCCUCCUCAGCCAGCUGGGCCAGCCCAGCAUUUUCGAUGCCCAGAAAGACGGCUUCUACCUGGCCGCCCCCGGAGCGCCCAGCGCCCUGCACUCUCACGCGCCCUCCUCAAGGACCCCCGGGGGCCACUCCUCCUCGGCUGCCCCAGCCAAAGGCUCCGCCUCCUCGUCCUCGUCCUCCUCCUCAUCCUCGUCGUCCUCCCGGGAAGGACCUGCCAAAGAGCGCGCGGGCCGCGGCGGGGAGCCGCCUCCGCUCUUCGGCAAGAAGGACCCGCGGGCUCGUGAGGAGGCGGCGCGCGUGGUGGACCUGACCCAGGAGGCGCGGGCCGACGGCCGCCAGGACCGCGCGCCCCCGCGCCUCGCCGAGCGCCUGUCCCCCUUCCUGGCUGAGGCCAAGGGCAAGGGCGCGGGGGACCCGGGGCUGCCCGCCUUGGUGGCCGAGUCGGGCCGCGCCGGCGCCAAGGAGGCGGCCCGGCAGGACGAGAGCGCGCGGCUGCUGCGGCGUGCGGAGGCCCUGCUGCCGCCCGGGCCGCGGCCCUGCCCCUCGCCGCUGCCCCCGCCCCCGCCGCCGCCCCCACCGCCGCCCAAGGGCCCGCCCGCGCCCCCCGCCUCCGCGCCCGCUGGCGUCUACACCGUGUUCCGCGAGCCGGGCCGGGAGCACCGCGUGGUGGCGCCCACCUUUGUGCCUUCCGUGGAGGCCUUCGACGAGCGCGCCGGGCCCAUCCAGAUCGCGUCCCAGGCGCGCGACGCCCACGCCCACGCCCGCGCGCGGGAGCGCGAGGUGGCCCGGCCGGGCGUCCUGCAGGCGCCCCCCGGCUCCCCGCGGCCCCUGGAGCGGCCCGAGGCCCUGCGCGAGAAGAACUCCGUCAUCCGCUCGCUCAAGCGGCCGCCGCCGCCCGCCGACGCUCCUCCGGCCCGCACCGCGCGCGCCUCCCCGGACCCCCGCACCUAUCUGCCCGCCAAGGAGCUGCUGCGGCCCGAGGCGGAGCCGCGGCCUUGCGAGCGCGUGCCCCGCGGCCCGGCCACCGCCGCCCAGCAGGCCGCCAAGCUCUUCGGCCUGGAGCCUGGGCGGCCGCCCCCGCCCACGGGGCCCGAGCCCAAGUGGAAGCCCUUUGAACUGGGCAACUUCGCCACCACGCAGAUGGCCGUGCUGGCCGCACAGCACCACCACGCCGGCCGCGCCGAGGACGAGGCCGUGGGGGCCGCCUCCAAGAAGGCCUACCUGGACCCGGGGGCGGCGCUGCCCCGCGCCUCGGCGCCCUGCGGCCGGCCAGGCGCUGACCUGCACCCCGCGGCGCACGCGCCCGGAGAGGCCUCGGCCAUGCAGAGCCUCAUCAAGUACAGCGGCAGCUUCGCGCGCGAGGCGGUGGCGGUGCGCCCCGGCGGCUGCGGCAAGAAGAGCCCGUUUGGAGGCCUGGGCACCAUGAAGCCCGAGCCGGCGCCCACGUCUGCGGGCGCACCCCGGGCCCAGGCCCGCCUGCCGCACCCCGGCGGCCCCGCCGCGGCGGGCAGCGGCCGGCAGCUGAAGCGGGACCCGGAGAGGCCCGAGAGCACCAAGGCCUUCGGGCGCGAUGGCUCUGGGGCCCAGGGCGAGGUUGAAGUGCGGCACCCGCCGGUGGGCAUCGCCGUGGCCGUGGCCCGGCAGAAGGACAGCGGCGGCAGUAGCCGGCUGGGGCCCGGCCUGGGGGAGCAGGAGCGAUCCUUGUCGCUGAACACCGUCAAAGGGCACGGCCGAGCCGACGAGGACUGCGGGGACGACCGGGCCAGGCACCGUGAGGAGCGGCUGCUGGGGGCGCGGCUGGACCGGGAUCAGGAGAAACUGCUCCGAGAAAGCAAGGAGCUGGCCGACCUGGCCCGCCUGCACCCCACCAGCUGCGCCCCGAACGGCCUGAACCCCAACCUCAUGGUGACCGGCGGCCCUGCCCUGGCGGGCUCCGGACGCUGGUCCACCGACCCCGCGGCCCACCUGGCUGCACACCCCUGGCUGCCCCGCUCGGGCAGCACGCCCAUGUGGCUCGCCGGACACCCCUAUGGCUUGGGCCCCCCGUCUCUGCACCAGGGCGUGGCGCCUGCGUUCCCCCCGGGCCUGGGGGGCUCCCUGCCCUCGGCCUACCAGUUUGUGCGGGACCCCCAGUCGGGCCAGCUGGUGGUCAUCCCCAGCGACCACCUGCCUCACUUCGCGGAGCUGAUGGAGCGGGCCGCGGUGCCGCCCCUCUGGCCCGCGCUGUACCCCCCUGGCCGCAGCCCCCUGCACCACGCCCAGCAGCUGCAGCUCUUCUCCCAGCAGCACUUCCUGCGGCAACAGGAGUUCCUGUACCUGCAGCAGCAGGCGGCGCAGGCCCUGGAGCUGCAGCGGAGCACCCAGCUGGUGGAGCGGCUGAAGGCCCAGGAGCACCGGGCCGAGAUGGAGGAGAAGGUGAGCAAACGGAGCCUGGAUGCCGCGGGCAAAGCUGGCCUGGCCGCCGCAGGGCCCGGGCUGCUGCCUCGGAAGCCCCCCAGCCUGGCCACCGGCCCCGCGGGUGCGUACAGCAAGGCCGUGAGCCCGCCGCCGUCUCCCCGCGCGUCCCCCGUGGCCGCCCUCAAGGCCAAGGUCAUCCAGAAGCUGGAGGACGUGUCCAAGCCGCCCACCUACGCCUACCCCGCCACACCCAGCUCCCACCCCAGCAGCCCGCCGCCUGCCUCCCCGCCCCCGGCGCCCGGCAUCACCCGCAAGGAGGAGGCACCAGAGAACGUGGUGGAGAAGAAAGACUUGGAGUUGGAGAAGGAAGCCCCCAGCCCCUUCCAGGCCUUGUUCUCAGACAUCCCGCCCAGGUACCCGUUUCAAGCCCUGCCCCCACACUACGGCAGGCCCUACCCCUUCCUGCUGCAGCCCACGGCGGCCUCCGACGCAGACGGCCUGGCCCCCGACGUGCCGCUUCCCGCCGAGGGGCCCGAGCGCCUGGCGCUCUCGCCCGAGGACAAGCCCAUCCGCCUGUCACCCUCCGCCAUGCCAGAGCCGCUGCGGGAGAGCCCAGAGGAAGACCCCCUGACCGCGAGGGAGGUGAAGGCCGAGGUGGAGGACGAGGACGAGGGCCCGGCUGAGCUGCCGCACCUGCAGUCGCCGCUGGCCCUGCCCGCCGCGGACGCCAUGGUGGCCGCGAGCCCCGCGGGCAGCUGUGGGGGCGGCCUGCUGGAGGCCCAGGCGCUGAGUGCCGCCAGCCAGAGCCGUGUGGAGCCCCCAGAGUGCCCAGAUUUUGCGGAAGGGGCCGAAGCGCAGGUGGACUUGCCGGGCCGGACAGAGUCCUGCGCGGCCGCCCUGGAGCUGGGGAGCCGGCUGACACCCGAGACGCUCGUGGAGGCCAAGGAGGAGCCGGUGGAGGUGCCCACGGCGGAGGCAGGGCCCGAGGAGGGCCUGAGCGAGCCCCGGGCCGACCUAGAACUGUCAGACUGCGACGUGCCCGCCAGGGAGGCGCAGUGCCUGGGCCUGGAAGCUCAGGAGGCCGCACCUGUGCCCGGUGGCGGCUGCUACCUGGAAGAGGUGAGCUCGGACCAGUUCCUGCCUGGCCUGGAGGACCCGCUGGCCGGCAUGAACGCCCUGGCUGCGGCCGCAGAGCUGCCCCAGGCCAGGCCCCUGCCGUCCCCGGCCGACGCGGCCCCGGCCUCGGAGCAGCCGGAAGCCGCGGCCCCGAGCCUGGCGCUGGAGCAGAGCUUCCUACAUGGCAUCACCCUGCUGAGCGAGAUCGCGGAGCUGGAGCUGCAGCGCAGGAGCCAGGAGGCGGCAGGUGCGGAGCCGGGCCUGGCUGUGCGGCCGUCGCUGGAAAGCCUGCUGGCGGCCAGCAGCCACAUGCUGAAGGAGGUGUUGGACAGCCCGUUCGUGGACCCGCUCAAGAACCUGCGGCUGCCCCGGGAGCUGAAGCCCCACAAGAAGUACAGCUGGAUGCAGAAGAAGGAGGAGCGGAUGUACGCCAUGAAGUCGUCCCUGGAGGACAUGGACGCCCUGGAGCUGGACUUCCGGAUGCGGCUGGCCGAGGUCCAGCGGCAGUACAAGGAGAAGCAGCGAGAGCUGGUGAAGCUGCAGCGCAGGCGCGACUGCGAGGACAGGCACCAGGAACCCCAUAGAAGCUUGGCACGCAGAGGCCCUGGCAGGCCGCGGAAACGGAGCCACGCCCCGAGCGCCCUGUCGCCCCCCCGCAAGAGAGGGAAGAGCCGCACCAGUAGCGGAAAGUUGAGCAGCAAGUCCCUGCUGACGUCCGAUGACUACGAGCUGGGAGCAGGGAUACGGAAGAGACACAAGGGGCCCGAGGAGGAACACGAAGCUCUCGUCGCCAUGGGGAAGGCCAGGGGGAGGAACCAGAGCUGGGAAGAGCAGGAAGCCUCGGCUGACUUCAUGAGCCAGCUGAAGAUCAAGAAGAAGAAGAUGGCCAGCGACCAGGAACAGCUGGCGAGCAAGCUGGACAAGGCCCUGUCCCUCACCAAGCAGGACAAGCUCAAGUCCCCCUUCAAGUUCUCGGACGCUGCCGGGGGCAAGUCCAAAAGCAGCGGGGGCUGCGGCAGGUACUUGACCCCUUACGACAGCCUGCUGGGCAAGGACCGGAAGGCGCUGGCCAAAGGCCUCGGCCUGUCUCUCAAGCCCGCCAGAGAAGGUAAACACAAAAGGGCCGCCAAAGCCAGGAAGAUGGAGUUGGGGUUCAAGGCCAGAGGCCAGACCAAGUCGGCCCAUUCCCCGUUCGCCUCGGAAGUGAGCAGCUACUCCUACAAUACGGACUCCGAGGAAGACGAGGAUCUGCUCAAGGACGAGUGGUCGGCCCAGGGCCCCUCCAGCUCCAAGUUGACGUCGUCCAUCCUGUGUGGCAUGGUGACAAAGAGCAGCAAGUCGGCCGCCGGCCCCAAGCUGAGCAGGCGGGGCCUCGCGGGCCCCCGGACUCUGAACCCCAAGCCGGCCGGCGGCAGGAAGCAGCCCUUCUGUUUGCUGCUCCGGGAGGCCGAGGCCCGUUCCUCCUUCAGCGACUCCUCGGAGGACUCGUUUGACCAAGAUGAGAGCUCCGAGGAGGAGGAGGAGGAGGAGGAGGAGGAGGAGGAGGAGGAGGAGGAAGCCGAGGCCGCUGGGGGCUAUCGGCUGGGCGCCCGGGAGCGGGCCCUGUCGCCAGGCCUGGAGGAGAGUGGCCUGGGCCUGCUGGCUCGCUUUGCGGCCAGCGCCCUCCCCAGCCCCACGGUGGGGCCGUCGCUGUCCGUGGUGCAGCUGGAGGCCAAGCAGAAGGCACGGAAAAAGGAAGAGCGGCAGAGCCUGAUGGGGACGGAGUUUGAGUACACGGACUCGGAGAGCGAGGUCAAG
Molecule: messenger RNA, 5874 nt
Organism: Oryctolagus cuniculus (rabbit)
Lineage: Eukaryota; Metazoa; Chordata; Mammalia; Lagomorpha; Leporidae
Source: RefSeq, a predicted model, not a curated record